Chara braunii is the source of this 2783-nucleotide messenger RNA. The record is from the annotation of a GenBank genome assembly. Lineage: Eukaryota; Viridiplantae; Streptophyta; Charophyceae; Charales; Characeae.
UCAGACUCGGGUUGCUGUAUUUUAUUUGUGAUUUUAUUUUGAAAAAGCGAAAUGUCUGACCAAGGGGCUCAGCAGCAGCCACAGGUGGAAGUGGUGAUGAAGGUGGAAGGUCAACAACCUUCAACCUCCACUCCUCCUUCUCCACCUCUGACUGCUACUCAACAAGAAAAGGAGUUGCAAGAGCAGUUGCGGCGGCAACAAGACCGACGUGCAGAGUUGGAACGUCAGGAGGCAGCUGAGCUAGAGGCUGUAAUAGAUUAUUCCAGAAGGGAAUAUCUGUUGCAACAGCUAGACAAGGUGCUCUCAGAUAACCGCUGUGCACAGGUGACUAAGCACUUGGCAGAGAUGAUCAUUCUGGAGCACAAGAUCACCAGUUCCCACUUCAUGAACUGGGAUGAUCGUUUUGAUCGUUUGGAGCGUCGGGUUGACCACCUGGCCGCUCAACAGUCUAAGAUUCUGGAUGCGAUUCAAAACUUGACUGCUCAGCUUUCGGCCGCCAAGCUGAUUGCUCCUCAGCUCCCUCUGAUAAAACCCAAACCUUCUCCUCCUUCUACCCCUCCUUCAUCUCCCCCUGGAUCAAUGCAUUCUUCCCAGACACCACCUCAGUCCCAAAGAGCCUCAGGCAAAGCCACCUAUGCUGCUGUUACUGCAGGAGAUCAAAGAGGUCCCAAGAUCCCUACACCCAACAAGUUCAGGGGUGAUGACCCCAAGACCGAUGUUGGGGAUUGGGCUGCAGGGACCAGAGCCUACUUGAGGGGCUUUGUUUGCCCAGAACAGACCAAGGUGGCAACCGUUCUGGGACUGCUGGAGGGGCCUGCACAAAAGCGGGCUACUUCAACCUCCAGCAGUCUGCAACAAACUAUGGAGGACUGGGCUUUGGGACUGGGAGUGGACAGGCUUCUGCAGGCCUUGGAAGACCGCUUUGCAGACAAGGAGUGGGCCCGCAAAGCUGCUGACAGGAUUGCUUGCCUGGGACAGCAGCGCUAUAGCGGUUCCUUGCAAUCCUUGUUUGCAGAGUUCGAGCAGCUGACUUCCACACCAGGACUGGUGAUGUCUGCAAAUGACCUGCUGACAAACUUCUGCAGAGCAGCCCCUGAGAAGUUUUCAGUUGCAUUGUACAACGUUGGACACAAGGACUGGAGGCCCUUUGGCCGCACAACCCUGGACAUGGAGGCAAAGCUUCAUGUUCAGGCCCCAUCCUCUGAUAGGAGGAAAGGUGCCUUCCCUAGAGGUGGUAGAAAGGGAAAGGCAACCUUCACUCAUGCGGGAUCUGCAUCAGGUUCAGAUUCAGAUUCCCAGGCUGGGAAUGGCGAGUUCAAAAUGUGUAUUGACUACAGAGGUCUCAACAAGAUCACUAGGAAGAGUACAGAGCCACUUCCUCGGAUCGACGACCUCCUGGACAUGGUGCAGGGCUGCACAGUGUUCAGCAAAGUCGACCUCAAAUCUGGCUACCACCAGAUUGAGAUGGCAGAGGAGGAUGUCUACAAGACAACCUUCAAGACCAGGUAUGAGACUUACGAGUUCCUGGUCAUGCCAUUUGGACUUUGCAACGCCCUAGGCACCUUCCAGACAGAGAUGCACCGCAUCUUUAGGCCUUACCUCGACAAGUUUAUGGUUGUCUACCUGGAUGAUAUCCUGGUAUUCAACAAAACUGCCAGGGAACAUGCGGAGCACUUGGCUCUGGUUCUUCAGUCAUUAUGCGACAACCAGUACAAAAUCAACAGAGAGAAGUCUUCUUUUGGAGUUCCCUCUGUCAUCUACCCGGGUCACGUAAUCUCUGGAGAUGGCCUGGCUCCUGAAGCAGCCAAGCUUGCUGCUAUUCAGGAGUGGCCUCAGCCACGGACAGUGAGGGAUGUCAGGUCCUUCAUGGGUCUAGCCUCGUACUACAGAAAGUUUGUCAGGAACUUUUCCGUCGUGGCUGCACCCCUGACCAACCUAACAAAGAAAGAUACUCCCUUUCUUUGGUCCCUUCCCUGUCAGUUGGCCUUUACACGACUCAAGAAGGCCUUGACUCGUGCGCCUGUGCUGAAGCUACCUGACCCCACUUUGCCAUUCAUCCUGACCACUGACGCCAGUCAGUAUGGCAUUGGGGCAGUUCUUCAGCAGGAUGAUGGCAAUGGUCUACGGCCUAUUGAGUUUAUGAGUAAGAAGAUCAAGACUCAAAAGCUCCAGGACUCCACCUACGAGAAAGAGCUUUAUGCUUUUGUCUGUACCCUGAAACACUGGAAACACUUUCUCCUGGGGAGACACUUCAAGAUCUUUUCAGAUCACUCCACCUUACAAUGGAUGAAGUCCCAGGGAGAGUUAAAUGACAAAUUGGCACGGUACAUUCAGUUCAUAAACAUGUUUGACUUUGAACCGGAGCAUAAGAAGGGCUGCUACAACAAGGUAGCAAAUGCCCUCUCUCGUAGGCCUGACUCUUUUGCUCUGAUCUACUCUACUCACUCCUUUGGAGAGGAGACCCGUCAGACCAUUGCUCGUCUACUGCCUCAGGAUGAGACUUUCAGACCCAUUGUCAGGAAUUUGCAAGCAGAUCCUAACUCUGAACCAGGCUAUGCUCUGAGUUCAGACCUGCUGUAUACUUACAGCAGAGGCGAGGAACACUUGUGCAUUCCGGAGAACCAACGGCUCAGGACAUUGCUGAUGUCAAAGUGUCAUGAUGCCCGUGGACAUUUUGGGUUCCUAAAGUCCUAUGCAGCCAUGUCGUAGCGCUUCUUCUGGAAGGAGAUGCGGAGUGAUAUGUUGCGUUAUGUGGACACCUGUGAGCUCUGGCAAAGGAAUAA